UUUCUCUGAGAGUCUAUUCUGAUUGGGCGAUGACGACUGCUGUGAAUGACGUCAUCGUGUGGAAUGCCCAUUCAUCGGUGCAGUUGGGCGUUGGACUCCGCAUCUUAUUAGUAACCAGGGAAAUUUCUCCAUUUUCUGAGCUGUCUACUUUGUCACGGGCACAAAUUUAGGAAUAAAAAAAAAAAAAAAAACUUGCAUUUUCCAGGUUUUUUUUUCCACACUGUUCUUCUCCGAGACUGGAUUUGUUCGCUACUUUUAGUGCGCUCGUUGGCCAGGUGUUUUAUUCGAAGGAAGAAGCUUGUUGCUCUUUGUUCUGUAUUGGGAUCCGUUGAGCUCUUUGUUGGAGUGAAAGCAUGGGAGCGCAAUUCUCCAAGACAGCUGGAAAAGAAGAAACGGCUGCAGAAACACCUGGAGAGGCUGCAGCUUCACCCUCACCCUCCAAAGCUAACGGACAGGAAAAUGGCCAUGUGAAGGUGAACGGUGAUGCAUCUCCAGCGGCUGCUGAGGAAAAGAAAGAGGUUCAGGCUAACGGCAGUGCGGCAGCUGAGGAGGGAGAGAAGGCUGAGGCAGCUCCAGCUGAGAAGGAGGCUGUGGAGGGAGGUAAAGCAAACGCAGAAGUGAGUGCAGCCACUGAAGAGGAGGCCACAAAAGCUGAGGAUGGCGCAACUCCAUCCACAAGCAAUGAGACGCCCAAGAAGAAGAAGAAGCGCUUCUCUUUUAAGAAGUCCUUCAAAUUAAGUGGCUUCUCUUUUAAGAAAACCAAGAAGGAGACGGGUGAUGGAGAUUGCGGCGAUGAGGCCAAAACUGAGGCAGAUGAAGCUGUUGAAGAAGGUGUGUCAGAAGAGAAAGCCAAACCAGCGGAGGAGGCAGAAUCCAAACCAGAAGAGAAACUAGAAGAGGAGUCCAAGGCUGCCAGUCCUGCCCCUGAGGAGUCCAAAGAGGAGGAGAAACCUGCGGAGUCAGCAGUGGUGACAGAGCCUGCUCCUUCUAAGAAUGAAGCACCUGUAGCAGAGGAAUCCACUCCCACUGUUCAAGAAGCAGAAUCCAGUCCAGAGGUCCAUGCAGAAUCUGCCACAGAGUAACAUGCAAAGUGCAGAUCAAAAGAGGGGGGGGGGGGGGUAGCAGUAGCAAAAAAAAAAAAAAAAAACACAGAUAAUCAAGGCAUAUUUCCCUGUUGUACAGUGGAGUGGUCCCAGGUUAUGAGACGUUGUAGAAUAUUUUAAAGCUUUUUAGUCUUACUUUUUUAUAUUUCCCCUCUCCCCAAAUCUAAAUCUGCCCUUGUGGCUAUUCUUGGAGCUGUGAAAAUGUGUGGCCGAGUUGAAUAAUACAGAAAAUGUUAAAUUUGUCUCAUAUAUUUUUUUGCAUCAGUAUUAACUGUUUUCAUUUGUUUUUGUUUUUAGUUUCACAUUUUAAACAAAACAAUGUAAACAUUUAUGAAAAUGUAUAGACAUGCCUGUGAAUUAAAGGCAGCUGUUUCAGGGGUCAAAGAGGGUGUGGGGAAUAGGAAUGAGAGUUUUUAAAUUUUGGCACCUUGAUUGCUCAGCGCACAGACUACUAUGUAGUAGUACAAAAACAGAACAACUAACAAUUAAUCCACUACAAUUUAUAACACUAAAGUGAUUUUUUCCCCCCUAAUAACAAGGUAGUUUAAUUUACAAUGGCAAGUUUAAAACGGCAAUUUUAAAGGUCCUGGGAACUUUUUUUUUUUUUAGCUGUAACCGUCUAAAUUCAGUAGGAAAACAAUUUGCAUAUGCUUUAUGGUGUAUUGCUGGUUCUCUGAGCUUAUUAAAGUGUAAGUAUGUAUAGAAGGGGUGUUUUAACUGUGAUUAUUGUACAAAUAAUAUCUUGAUCUCAAGAAGCACAUGCAGCUCUUCUAUCACCAAGUCUGUUUUUGUAAGUCAUCCUCAGACCACUGGAGCAUUUUUUUUUUAACUCAGACCAAGCUGUGACACGUAUUGCUGUUUAUACUGUGGUUUUUAAUUCCAACAGAUGAUGAUUUUCAAUGGUCUUUUGACAAAAUUAAGGAACCUAACAGAUGCAAUGUUUGUGUAGCAUCUUGUCUUUUUCUUUUGUACAUAUUGGAGAAGCUUUUACCUUUGACUUAGACAAUGAAUGUAACUUUGCUUACUAAAUUGAUAUUAAACUUCUCUGCUGAAGGUGUUCUAAAUUUUAUGUGAGCACACUAAAAGCAAAAUAAAUGUGAAUGAAAUUUGA
This is a messenger RNA of Cyprinus carpio (common carp), 2214 nucleotides long. RefSeq names its product myristoylated alanine-rich protein kinase C substrate a. Gene Ontology annotation, biological process: actin filament organization; central nervous system development. Gene Ontology annotation, cellular component: plasma membrane; actin filament bundle; cytoplasm. The record is from RefSeq and is a predicted model, not a curated record. Gene Ontology annotation, molecular function: calmodulin binding; actin filament binding. NCBI's taxonomy places the organism in Eukaryota, Metazoa, Chordata, Actinopteri, Cypriniformes, Cyprinidae.